UGUAGUUCCUUUUUUUUGUUGUAGUUUUAAUUCUCCUCCGCAGCGCUCUCUGACAGUUAAGCACACGGGUCCACCAAACCUUCAUUCAUUUACCUGAACUAUGGGGCCGACAGGUGAGGUGGUGUUUGGCAGCCCAGCGCCGGUCUGCGCUGAAAACCGGCUGCGUUGGGACCUGAGCCCGGAGCAGAUCCAGCAGCUCUCGGAUGAGCUCAUCGCCAACACCAAGACGGUGUAUGACCGCGUGGGAGCGCUGGAGCUGAGUAGUGUCUCGUUUGAGAACACGCUGAAGGCCCUCGCUGAUGUGGAGGUCGACUACACCGUCCAGAGGAACAUGCUGGACUUCCCCCAGCACGUGUCUCCCUCGAAGGAAGUCCGAACGGCGAGCACCGAGGCCGACAAGCGUCUGUCGGAGUUCGACGUGGAGAUGAGUAUGAGGGAGGACGUCUACCAGAGGAUCGUCGCUCUGGAGAAGACGGUCGACGGUGACAGCCUCACCACAGAAUCCAAGCGCUACAUGGAGCGACUGAUCAAACUGGGGAAGAGAAACGGCCUCCACCUGCCCGUAGAGACACAAGAGGAGAUUAAAACCAUCAAGAAGAAGCUGAGCAACCUCUCCAUCGACUUCAACAAGAACCUGAACGAGGACACCACGAGCCUGCUGUUCAGCAGAGAGGAACUGGGUGGCCUGCCCGAGGACUUCCUGAGCUCCCUGGAGCAGGAAGAAGAGAAGCUGAAGGUCACUCUGAAGUAUCCUCACUACUUCCCCACCAUGAAGAAAUGCUUCGUCCCUGAGACCCGCAGGAAGCUGGAGGAGGCCUUUAACUCCCGCUGCAAGGAGGAGAACUCAGACAUCCUGAAGGAGCUGGUGGAGCUCCGUCAUCAGAAAAGUGCUCUGCUCGGCUUCACCACCCACGCUGACUUUGUCCUGGAGAUGAACAUGGCCAAGUCAGGGAGGAAGGUGGCCAGCUUCCUGGAGGAACUGGCCUGCAAGCUGAAGCCUCUGGGUGAUGAAGAGCGCACUGUCAUCCUCAAGCUGAAGGAGAAGGAGUGUCAGAAGAGAAGUCUGCCUUUCAAUGAAGAUCUGCAUGCCUGGGACACCCGCUACUUCAUGACUCAGGUGGAGGAGACUCAGUACGCGGUGGAUCAGAACCUGUUGAAGGAGUAUUUUCCGAUGGAGGUGGUGACUCAGGGUCUGUUGGACAUCUACCAGGAGCUGCUGGGUCUGACCUUUGAGCUGAUGGACGGAGCAGCCGUGUGGCACCCGGACGUCACUCUGUACUGUGUGAAGGACCGCAGCAGCGGUCAGAUGGUCGGCCAGUUCUACCUGGACCUCUACCCCAGGGAGGGGAAGUACGGUCAUGCCGCCUGUUUCGGCCUGCAGCCCGGCUGUCUGCUGCCUGACGGCCGCCGUCAGAUGUCUGUGGCGGCAAUGGUGGCCAACUUCAGCAAGCCAACCGCAGAGGCCCCAUCGCUUCUGCAGCACGACGAGGUGGAGACGUACUUCCACGAGUUUGGACACGUCAUGCACCAACUUUGUGCUGAGGCAGAUUAUGCCAUGUUCAGUGGGACUCACGUGGAGCGGGACUUUGUGGAGGCUCCGUCUCAGAUGCUGGAGAACUGGGUGUGGGAGAGGGAGCCUCUGCUGAGGAUGUCUCGACACUACAAGACCAACAAUCCCAUCCCCGAUGAUCUGCUUGACAAACUCAUCAAGUCCCGCCUCGCCAAUACAGGCCUGUUCAACCUGAGGCAGAUCGUCCUGGCUAAAGUGGACCAAGCUCUGCACACCAGGAAGGGACUUGACCCCGCAGAGGAGUAUGGACGCCUCUGUCAGGAAAUCCUGGGAAUCCCUGCGUCAGCAGGAACCAACAUGCCGGCAACCUUUGGGCAUCUGGCGGGCGGUUACGAUGCUCAGUAUUACGGUUACCUGUGGAGUGAGGUGUUCUCCAUGGACAUGUUCUUUGCUCGCUUCAAAAGAGAGGGAAUCAUGAACCCAAAGGUCGGUCUGGAUUACAGGAAGUACAUCCUGCGACCCGGCGGUUCAGAGGACGCCUCUGAGAUGCUGAGGAAAUUCCUCGGGCGAGAGCCAAAGCAAGAAGCUUUCCUUCUGAGCAAAGGACUAAUGGUGGAACAGCAAACCAGCACACCUUGUCCCUGCUGACCAAUCACAGCAGCUGGAUCUGCCCCUCACGUGCCCCCCUGCACAAAGAGAGAACAACGGACUGAAGUUUUCUAGAAAAAAAACACUUAACUGAUACAAAACAGGCAGAAAAAUGAGCAUUAAAUAAAUGAUUUGAGGUCA
Molecule: messenger RNA, 2299 nt
Organism: Notolabrus celidotus (New Zealand spotty)
Lineage: Eukaryota; Metazoa; Chordata; Actinopteri; Labriformes; Labridae
Gene: thop1
Product: thimet oligopeptidase 1
Exons: 14
Coding region: 101-2158 (685 amino acids)
Biological process (GO): peptide metabolic process; proteolysis
Cellular component (GO): mitochondrial intermembrane space
Molecular function (GO): metalloendopeptidase activity
Source: RefSeq, a predicted model, not a curated record